ACAGUCCGAAGCAAGCAACCGCCCCUCUUCUUCUUCAUCCCUUGACGCGAUCCCCAAUCCGUCGUAUAAAAUCAAAAAUUUGCCCCAAAAUUCUCAUAUUUCACUGAAAUCCAUCAAGAUCUCUGAGGAUGUUGAAUGAAUUCGUGGCUCGAGUUCUCGCAUUGAUGCUUGGCUACGCGUAUCCAGCAUUUGAAUGCUUUAAAAUGAUGGAGGUGGGGCAAGCUAGCAUAGGGCAGCUCCAUUUCUGGUGCCAAUACUGGGUGAUUGUUGCAAUCUUGACGGUCUUUGAAAGAUUCUUCGAUGUGUUCGUUUCAUGGUUGCCGUUGUAUGAUGAGACCAAGAUAGCAUUCUUCAUCUACUUGUGGCACCCGAAAACAAAGGGAACAAGUUGGGUGUAUGCUGCGUUUCUGAGGCCAUUGGUUGUGCAGCAUGAGCCAGACAUUGAGGAGAAAUUGAGGAGGUUUAGGGCUAAAUCUGCAGACUUGUUGAUGUUCUACAUCAAGAAUUUCACAGACCAAGGAAAAUCCAUGUUUCUGGAGCUUCUUCAUAUGGUUGUUUCACAGCCAAAUGGGUCAUCAUCAUCAACCCCACAGCCACCAGCAACGCCUGAACCAUCGGCUCCACCACAUCCGAUCACAAUCACGCGUUCAGCAAACCGACCAUCCACUUCAGAAUCAGGAUUCCCCAGCGAAUUCACGGGAGUCGCUGCAGAUGAGUUACACCUCAACCCGGAAGUGGAGAAAGCGCUGCGAGCCUCCCGUGUGAAUUUACCCCGAUUCCGCCACCACAACAGGAAAACGUAAAAUCCCUUCAUUCCAUCAAAAUAUAUUCUAGCCCAUUGUACAGAAGAUAGACAUUAGUGCAAAAAUUUCCCGGUAAAUGUUGUAGCAUUAGUUUUCUUUCUUUCUACUGUUUUCCCUUGAGAUAUAAAUUCCAUUCAUUCCUCAUUUUGUCUCUAUCUUUCUGUUUGUACUAUGAAAGCGAGUAGAAUCAAUCAACAUAUAAUAUCAAAACCAUGGAAGAAGACGGAUAUGGAUAUCUGCUGAUAUAUUUAUACUAGUGUGCACCCGGUGCAAAGCA
Messenger RNA from Asparagus officinalis (garden asparagus), 1080 nucleotides. Its product is annotated as putative HVA22-like protein g. The transcript is spliced from 6 exons. The record is from RefSeq and is a predicted model, not a curated record. NCBI's taxonomy places the organism in Eukaryota, Viridiplantae, Streptophyta, Magnoliopsida, Asparagales, Asparagaceae. Bases 129 to 803 code for a protein of 224 amino acids.